CUCUUUACUGGCUCAAGCAGGUCCCGCGGGCAUGGUUCCAUCGUUUCAGUAGUUUUUUAUUGUCUCAUAAUUUCACAUGCACAUUUUGCUAUGAAGGAUCUUGGUGACCUUCAUUACUUUCUUGGAGUCUAGGCUAAACGUUCUGAUAAAGGUGUGUUUCUCUCUCAACACAAAUAUGUGUGUGAUCUUCUUUCUCGUUUCCACUUACAUACAGUCAAGCCUGUUCACACACCUCUGGCUACCCACACCUCUCUUUGCCUCACUGAUGAUGGAUGACGAACUCCUUGCAGAUGCCACUGAGUAUCGUACUAUGGUUGGUGCGUUACAAUAUUUAACUUUGACACGACCUGAUAUUACCUAUGCUGUACAUUUAGUGUCUCAGUUUAUGCAUGCUCCUCGUACUACUCAUCUUUUUGCAGUCAAGAGAAUUUUCAGGUGUUUACGGGGGACUUUGGAUCAUGGUUUAUGGCUGAGCCCUAAUGCACAUGUGACUUGUGUAAUUGCCUAUUUUGAUGCUGAUUGGGCUGGAUGUCCAGAUUCAUCCCGUUCGACGACUGGUUUUGCUGUCUAUUUAGGGCCGAACUUGGUCUCCUGGAACUCCAAGAAACAACCUACAGUUUCCAAAUCUUCUACAUAGGCCGAAUACAGAGCUGUUGCUUACACAGUACAGGAUACCUUGCAUAUUUGUUCAAUUGUUCCAUUUUAUUUGAGCUUGGUUUUCCUGUCAAGGCUCCUGUUCAGUUAUUUUGUGACAACAUUUCUGCUUCCUACUUGACUGCUAAUCCUGUUCAGCAUGCUCGCAGCAAACAUAUUCAGAUUGACUAUCAUUUUGUCAGGGAACGUGUUGCGCAUGGCGAUUUGAUCGUGAAGUAUAUUCAUACACAGUUGCAGUUGGCUGACAUUUUUACUAAAAGUCUCUCUAGUCAGCAAUUUCAUUUUUUAAAAGACAACCUGCGCGUUGUAUCUCCCGCACAGUUUGAGAGGGUCUAAUAGAAUAUAUUUUAGGUUAUUUGUUACCUAAAAUAUAUUUAGGAAUAUUUGUUUCCUUUUGUAUCUUGAACUCUCUCAUUAUAUAUACACAUGUCAG
This is a messenger RNA of Cuscuta epithymum, 1087 nucleotides long. The record is from the annotation of a GenBank genome assembly. Lineage: Eukaryota; Viridiplantae; Streptophyta; Magnoliopsida; Solanales; Convolvulaceae.